AUGGGUUACAUGGUUUCCCAAAAGGGUAGAUAUCAUAAAGUGGGUUUUACUAGUAAAGACCUACAUAACCACAUUAGUAAAACUAGGCGUGGCAAAGUAAAAGACGGUGAUGCACUUGCUGUGUUGGCCUAUCUAUUGUCCAAAGUAGAUAGUAACCCAUUAUUUCUAGGAAAGUUCACCUUAAAAGAUAGUAAGUUGGAUAAUUUGGUAUGGGCUGAUGGAGCAAGCAUUGUUGAUUACGAAUGUUUUGGCGAUGUACUGGCAUUUUACACCACUUACAAGAAAAAUGUCUACAACAAGCCCUUAGUCAUCUUUUCAGGGACCAACCACCAUGGCCAAACAACUAUCUUUGGAUGUGCCUUGCUUUCGGAUGAGAGGUCCGAUACUUUUAAGUGGGCACUGAAGAAAUUUUUGAAAUUCAUGUUCGGCAAACUACCUAGAUCCGUUGUGAUAGACGGGGACCACGCUAUGAGAGACGCCAUCUUAGAAGUAUUUUUUGGUAUAACACUGCCUUUGUGCAUGGCAUCUCCAUCGUAA
Messenger RNA from Arachis stenosperma, 537 nucleotides. RefSeq names its product protein FAR1-RELATED SEQUENCE 5-like. The record is from RefSeq and is a predicted model, not a curated record. The transcript has a single exon. Gene Ontology annotation, biological process: regulation of DNA-templated transcription. Lineage: Eukaryota; Viridiplantae; Streptophyta; Magnoliopsida; Fabales; Fabaceae. Bases 1 to 537 code for a protein of 178 amino acids.